CGAUUCUUCUACCGGAUCGACAUCAAACCUUUCUUUUUCGUCUCCUUCGUUAUCAAACCCUCCCUCUUUCACGCAGAUAUCAACUCUUGGUCCUUUUCUCUCCGCACGCUCCUUUCAACCUGCAUUGGCAUCGCAGACAUGGCCGAUUCCCUGGGUGACGAAGAGAAGGGUGUGAAACGUGAGGUUAUCGCAACCCAGCCCACAACUGCCGAUGAAUCGCUCUCCUUGGACGACAAUGAGAAACGUGCAUCGCCAUCCCCAACCCCCGCUGCAUCUGGCGGAUUCUUCGAGCGCUUGAACGAGAAGAUCCUCUCGAUCAAGUUCUUGGAGCAGAGAGGUAUCGAGAGAGUGCCUGAAGAUGAACGCCAUGAGAUCACGGGUUCCAAGUAUAUGCAGAUGCUGCUCCUUUGGUUCAGUACCAAUAUCACCGCGAAUAAUAUUGCGGUGGGCAUGCUGGGUCCCUUGAGUUAUGAUCUUGGAUUCGUGGACUCGGCGCUUUGCUGCGCAUUUGGUACUUUGAUUGGGUCUGCUGGCGCGGCCUAUAUGAGCACAUUUGGUCCACAGAGUGGUAAUCGUACUAUGGUCAUUGCCAGGUACUUCAUGGGAUACUACCCUAGCAAGAUUGCAUGUCUUCUCAACAUCGUGAUCAUGCUUGGCUAUGGCAUGAUUGAUUGUUUGAUCGGAGGUCAAAUCUUGUCCGCUGUAUCUGGAGGAAACAUCACCGUCGUCGCUGGAAUUAUCAUUGUGGCUGCUAUUUCUUGGGUGGUUGUCGUAUUCGGAAUGUCAAUCUUCCAGAUCUAUGAGAGAUGGGCUUGGGCACCUCAACUCGUAGCUGUCUUUGUCUUGGUCGGAAGCGCCGGUCCCACAUUCGAUACCUCAAUAACCUCGUCCGGCAACCAUGAGACUAUCAAUGGCAACCGCCUCUCCUUCUUGUCCUUGUGUCUCUCUUCCGCGGUAGCCUGGGCACCUGCAGCCGCAGAUUACUACGUCUACUACCCACCCACUACCCAAAAAUGGAAGACCUUCACCAUGACCAUCUGUGGUCUCACCCUCUCUCUCGCAUUUGCGAAUCUCCUAGGUGUCGGCUUGGCAUCCGGAACCUUUUCCAACACCGACUGGCUCAACGCAUACGAUACUUCAUCUGGAGCCCUCAUUCUAGCCGGCUACUCCGGUCUUGGUGGCUUUGGUAAAUUCCUAGGCGUCAUUGUAGCCCUUGGAUUGAUUGCCAAUAACAUCCCCGGAACGUAUUCUGCUACUCUCGGAUUCCAGAUCAUGGGACGACAAUUGGCUAAGCUGCCUCGGUGGUUCUUGGCUUGUGUCUGUGUGCUCAUAUACACGGCUUGCGCACUCGGAGGACGAAACCAUCUUUUCGAUAUCUUCGAGAAUUUCUUGGCGUUGAUGGGAUACUGGGUUACCAUCUAUCUUACUAUUGCAUUGGAGGAGCAUUUGAUCUUCAGAAGAAAGAGUGGAUUUGAUUGGACGGCUUGGAAGGAUCGAAGUGCAUUACCGAUUGGCAUCGCUGCGUUGGCGGCAUUCUUGAUUGGAUGGGCCGGCAGCAUUAUUAGUAUGUAUCAAAUUUGGUAUGUUGGGCCGAUUGCGAAGAUGGUGGGCGAGUAUGGAACUGAUUUGGGCAUCUGGGUUGGUGUUUCGUGGGCGAUGAUUACUUUUCCACCUUUGAGAUGGCUGGAGUUGAAGAAAUUUGGUCGUUGAUUUGGUGGGUCGGACUUCUUGGUGAUAACUAUCUCAAGCCUUCAAUCUGUUGUUGCUUAGGGACCAAAAGAAAACUGUAUAUAGGGGUGUUUUAAUAGCUUCUAGAAUGGAUUAUGGAAC
Messenger RNA from Mollisia scopiformis, 1830 nucleotides. RefSeq lists its product as uncharacterized. Gene Ontology annotation, molecular function: transmembrane transporter activity. Gene Ontology annotation, biological process: transmembrane transport. The transcript has 3 exons. Gene Ontology annotation, cellular component: plasma membrane; fungal-type vacuole membrane. The record is from RefSeq and is a predicted model, not a curated record. Bases 139 to 1710 code for a protein of 523 amino acids. Lineage: Eukaryota; Fungi; Ascomycota; Leotiomycetes; Helotiales; Mollisiaceae.